Molecule: messenger RNA, 1210 nt
Organism: Malurus melanocephalus (red-backed fairy wren)
Lineage: Eukaryota; Metazoa; Chordata; Aves; Passeriformes; Maluridae
Gene: WWOX
Product: WW domain containing oxidoreductase
Exons: 8
Coding region: 39-1205 (388 amino acids)
Molecular function (GO): protein binding
Source: RefSeq, a predicted model, not a curated record
AGCGGCGCGCGCCGGCGGAGCGGGGCCGCGCCGGACCCAUGGCCGCGCUCAAGUACACGGGGCUGGAGGACACGGACAGCGAGGAGGAGCUGCCGCCGGGCUGGGAGGAGCGCACCACCAAGGACGGCUGGGUUUACUACGCCAACCAUCUAGAAGAAAAAACACAAUGGGAGCAUCCUAAGUCUGGGAAGAGGAAGCGUGUUGCAGGAGAUCUGCCAUAUGGAUGGGAGCAGGAGACUGAUGAAAACGGACAAGUCUAUUUUGUAGACCACAUAAACAAAAGGACUACCUACCUUGACCCAAGACURGCCUUUACAGUUGAAGAUAAUCCAAUGAAGCCUACUACUAGACAAAAAUAUGAUGGGAACAGUACUGCAAUGGAAAUACUCCAGGGUCGUGACUUGAGUGGGAAGGUGGUUAUAAUCACAGGAGCAAAUUCAGGAAUAGGUUUUGAAACUGCCAAGUCCCUUGCCCUGCAUGGGGCCCGUGUUAUCCUGGCCUGCAGAAGCCUGGUGAGAGGCAACGAGGCCGUGCAGCGGAUCCUGGGGGAAUGGCAUAAAGCCAAGGUAGAAGCAAUGACCUUAGACCUUGCUUCCCUUCAGAGUGUGCGCCACUUUGCUGAAGCAUUCAAAUCCAAGAAUCUGCCCCUGCACAUCCUGAUCUGCAACGCGGCCGUGUUUGGUGCUCCCUGGUCCCUGACAGAGGAUGGGCUGGAAUCCACSUUCCAGGUGAACCACCUGGGGCAUUUCUACCUCGUGCAGCUCCUGGAGGAUGUUUUACGCCAGUCAUCUCCUGCCAGGGUGGUGGUGGUGUCCUCCGAGUCCCACAGAUUUACAGAAAUUAAAGAYUCCUCUGGAAAGCUCGAUUUCAGCCUGCUCUCUCCAUCCAAGAAGGAAUAUUGGGCUAUGUUGGCCUACAACCGCUCCAAGCUCUGCAAUAUCCUGUUCUCCAACGAGCUGAACCGGCGCCUUUCUCCCCACGGGGUGACCUCCAACUCAGUCCAUCCUGGAAAUAUGAUUUAUUCCUCCCUUCAUCGUAACUGGUGGGUGUACACUCUGCUGUUUACCUUGGCUCGACCUUUCACCAAAUCCAUGGUAAGUGAUUGCCUUAAACUAUUUUACUCAUCUUCAUUGUUGCGAAAUGGGGGGAGAAAAGUUGUAAAAAUCCAGAUGUAUGGAUCUGCUUCGACCUCUUGCCUUCUAUAACCAUG